This is a messenger RNA of Dovyalis caffra, 1542 nucleotides long. Lineage: Eukaryota; Viridiplantae; Streptophyta; Magnoliopsida; Malpighiales; Salicaceae. The record is from the annotation of a GenBank genome assembly.
AUGGCGGAAGAUUCACAAAUAAAAAUAGUGAAUGGUGCUGCUGGUUAUGUUCUUGAAGAUGUGCCUCACUUAACUGACUAUAUUCCUGAUCUCGCUACGUAUCCGAAUCCGUUGCAAGACAAUCCAGCUUAUUCAGUAGUCAAGCAGUACUUUGUUAAUGUGGAUGAUACUGUUGCCGAAAAGAUUGUUGUUCAUAAGAACAGUCCAAGAGGAAUACACUUUCGACGUGCUGGACCACGUCAAAAGGUGUAUUUUGAGUCAGGUGAGGUGCAUGCGUGUAUAGUGACUUGCGGGGGUUUAUGUCCUGGCCUCAACACAGUGAUCAGGGAAAUUGUGUGUGGCCUUUACAAUAUGUAUGGUGUCAACAAGGUCCUUGGGAUUGAUGGAGGCUACAAGGGUUUCUAUGCCAAGAACACCAUUACUUUAACUCCUAAGGUUGUCGAUGACAUCCAUAAACGUGGUGGUACAAUCCUGGGGACAUCAAGAGGUGGUCAUGAGACAUCAAAGAUAGUUGACAGUAUUCAGGAUCGUGGGAUUAAUCAGGUUUAUGUAAUUGGAGGUGAUGGAACUCAAAAAGGAGCAGCAGUGAUUUAUGAGGAAAUUAGAAGACGCGGCCUCAAAGUUGCAGUUGCUGGAAUUCCCAAAACCAUUGAUAAUGACAUUCCUGUCAUCGACAAGUCCUUCGGUUUUGAUACUGCAGUCGAGGAAGCUCAACGUGCAAUUAAUGCAGCACAUGUUGAGGCUGAAAGUAUCGAGAAUGGCAUUGGUGUUGUGAAGCUGAUGGGACGCUACAGUGGUUUCAUUGCAAUGUAUGCUACUCUUGCCAGCCGAGAUGUGGAUUGCUGUUUGAUUCCUGAGUCACCCUUCUUUCUUGAAGGAAAAGGUGGACUAUUUGAAUUCAUUAAAAAUCGCCUUAAAGAAAAUGGACACAUGGUUAUCGUUCUUGCUGAAGGAGCAGGACAGGAUCUUCUUGCGAAGAGCUUGCAAUCUAUGAACCAGCAAGAUGCUUCAGGAAACAAGCUGCUUCAAGAUGUUGGGUUGUGGAUAUCUCAGAAAAUUAAGGAUCAUUUUACAAGGGAACGUAAGAUGGUCAUAAAUCUCAAAUAUAUAGAUCCUACGUACAUGAUACGUGCUGUUCCAAGCAUUGCAUCUGAUAAUGUCUACUGCACACUCCUUGCUCACAGUGCAGUUCAUGGAGCAAUGGCCGGGUAUACAGGCUUUACAGUUGGACCUGUCAAUGGUCGACAUUCUUACAUUCCUUUCAAGCUUAGAGCCCUCAUCACGAGUCUGAUGGGCAGAUUGCUAGUUGGGUCUCCUCGUGCUGGAGAUUUUAUUGGCCAGACUUGUCCUGUGAAUGACUUGCGCAUUACAGAGAAGCAGAAACAGGUUGUAAUUACUGACAGGAUGUGGGCAAGACUCCUUUCUUCAACUGACCAGCCAAGCUUCAUAUGCCCCAGAGUUGUUGCUGAAAGCAGGAAAAAUCACGACGAACCUCCGACCCAGUUAUUGGAUGGCGACAGCUGUAAGGAGACACACGAGUAA